Molecule: messenger RNA, 1770 nt
Organism: Phascolarctos cinereus (koala)
Lineage: Eukaryota; Metazoa; Chordata; Mammalia; Diprotodontia; Phascolarctidae
Gene: ITGB1BP2
Product: integrin subunit beta 1 binding protein 2
Source: RefSeq, a predicted model, not a curated record
AGUGCAUUAGAAAGAUUUGGGGAGGGAGUGCACCUCACUGUUACCAUAGGAGGUAGAAGGAACCUUGGAGUCUGCCUUGACCCUGAAAACAAAUCUCCCCCCCCCCCCAAGUAGCUGACAGGUGGUCAUCCAACCUUUGCCUGAGGGAGCACCCGCUCGAACCCACGCCAGUUUGUUUCUUGUGAUCAGAUAGAAAAUGCCAGAGUCAGAGGCUGCCCCUGCUGCUCCUGAGUGCCUGCCUCUUAACGUUCUGAGGUCUUGGUGGGGGUGGAGUCAAGCUGGCCUACAUCCAGUUCUGCCAGGAGCCUCUUCUCCUGGACUUGAGCCCUCCUCCAUGACCAGGCCUACUGCUACCUCCAUUGAGUGACAAGGCCACGUGCAUAUCUUUGCCCUCUAAGCUAAAGAUAGGCAUUGGGCCUUCCAGAAGGCCAUAACUCUCAGUUUAGUAAGAGGUACUUGCAUGUUAGGUGGCCAGGCCUCUGAAAAGACUAUUCUGCCACAAAGUGCCUUCCACCACUUCCCCCACCCUUGCCAUGUCUGUGCUCUGCUUUAAUAAAGGCUGUGGGCAGCACUUCGACCCAGAUAUCAACCUCCCAGAUGGCUGUCGCCACCACCCUGGGGUGCCCAUCUUCCAUGAUGCCCUUAAGGGUUGGUCCUGUUGCCAUAAGCGAACAACAGAUUUCUCAGAAUUCCUAAGCAUCCAGGGCUGUACCCUGGGACCACACUGUGCUGAGAAGCCUCUAAGUGCCCUGCGGGGGCCCAAGCAUUUGGACACCAUCCCGAAGUCAGCAGAGACACUUCGCCGGGAAAGGCCUAAGGAAGAGCUGAACCUGUACCUCCUGCCACUAAGUGUAUCUCAUGCCUUGGAGACUGCCCUGGAACAGAAGGAGCUUGUCCUCGGGGACCCUGAGCCUGGAGCAGGACUCCCCAACACUGUGGUUCAUCCUGGCUCCAUCUGCCAGAACCCAGGAUGUGGUACCGUGUUCCAAGGCUCUGAGAGUGAUGCUAGCCCCUGCAGCUUCCAUCCGGGAGGGCCUCGAUUCCAUGAGGGGAUGAAAUCUUGGAGCUGCUGUGGCGUAACAACCAUGGAUUUUAGUAUGUUCCUGGCACAGCCAGGAUGCAGCCUUGGUAGACAUGUCUGGCAGAAGCAGCGAUGGGUCUCCUGCCGCUAUGACUGGCACCAGACAGCCUCUGUAGUCGUGGUGACUGUGUAUGGCCAGGGCCCAUUGCCUGCACUCAGCUGGGUGAAGGCCAGUCCGACCAAGCUUCAUAUCUACAUAUCUUUUGAGGGUAACCGGGUCUUCCAGGAACAAAUGGAGCUCUGGGGGGUCAUAACUGUGGAGCAGAGUUCUGUCUCCCUCAUGCUGUCCCGGGCAGAGAUAACCCUGAGCAAGGCUGACCCAGGGCCUUGGGCCCAGUUGGAGCAGCCAGGCACAGGGAUGCCGGCUGAGAAGGUUGGGGAGGAUGUUGGGUCUGGGAUGAUUGGAGAGGAACGUGAGGAUUCAGAUGACAAUUUGAGCUGGACAGAGGAAGAGGAGGAAGAGGUUGAGGGAGAGUGACCACGUGAUAGGUACUUUGACAGAAGCUUAGUGGCUCCCCUAGGACACUGGAAUCAGGGGCAUGGUCAGUGGCAUGCUGGUAUUGGGCAUUGAACUGUAGGACAGAGAGGAAAACCUAAGAAGGGGCCUUCCCAUGCUGUUACUGUGCUCAAAGAAAUUUCAUGGUCCUCAGAUCACACUGUGUCAUUCUCUUGCUCUUUCCUCAAUCCAA